UGUGCGCGCACUGACCGUCCAGCGGGGGUCUCGCGGAGCUUUGGGUCAGAGCGGCUGCAGUUAUUAAACUCAGUUAUUAAAGAUUUAAACUGUAGUGAAGAUGUGAUGCGGUUUAUACAGAGGGACUGAGUGAGAGUCGCGCGCUCCGCUGCUCCGCACUUCUCUCUGUCGGUCCGGGAUGAAGUUGGCGGGGCUCGCGCUCUGCUGUGCGCUUUGCGCGCUCUGCAGCGCCACCAGCACCACAGGUGGUGGAGAGUUUGUGUCCUUGGCUGAGAGGGAGGAUGCCCUGCUGAGGGAUCUGUUCCAGGGGUACCAGCGGUGGGUUCGGCCCACCCAGCACUCCAACAACACGGUUAGAGUGCGCUUCGGCCUGAAGAUAUCUCAGCUAGUGGACGUGGAUGAGAAGAAUCAGCUAAUGACCACCAAUGUGUGGCUGUGGCAGGAAUGGAUUGAUUAUAAACUGCGCUGGAAUCCGGAGGACUAUGGUGGUAUAACCUUCAUCAGAGUUCCAUCGGAGAGCAUUUGGCUGCCGGACAUCGUUCUGUAUGAAAAUGCUGAUGGACGUUUCGAAGGCUCCCUGAUGACCAAAGCCAUUAUAAAGUAUAAUGGCGCCGUCACCUGGACGCCUCCCGCCAGCUACAAAUCCGCCUGCACUAUGGACGUCACGUUCUUCCCGUUCGACCGUCAGAACUGCUCCAUGAAGUUCGGCUCCUGGACCUAUGACGGGACCAUGGUGGACAUGGUGCUGAUGAACUACCAGGUGGACCGCAGAGACUUCUUCGACAACGGCGAAUGGGAGAUUCUGAGCGCCACCGGCAUGAAGGGAAACCGGCGCGACGGGACACUGUCCUACCCCUUCGUCACCUACUCCUUCAUCCUGAAGCGUCUUCCUCUCUUCUACACGCUCUUCCUCAUCAUCCCCUGCCUGGGCCUGUCCUUCCUCACUGUGCUGGUCUUCUACUUGCCGUCCGACGAGGGCGAGAAGGUCUCGCUGUCCACCUCCGUCCUCGUCUCGCUCACCGUCUUCCUGCUGGUCAUCGAAGAGAUCAUCCCGUCCUCCUCCAAGGUCAUCCCGCUGAUUGGCGAGUACCUGCUCUUCAUCAUGAUCUUCGUCACCCUGUCCAUCAUCGUCACCGUGUUCGUGAUCAACGUGCACCACCGCUCCUCUGCCACCUACCACCCCAUGUCACCGUGGGUGCGCUCGCUUUUCCUGCAGAGGUUGCCGCACCUGCUCUGCAUGCGGGGUCACACCGACCGCUACCACUACCCCGAGCUGGAGCCCCAGAGCCCCGAGCUGAAGCCCCGCAUCCGGAAGGCUCCGCCUGGUCCUGAGGGUGAAGGUCAGGCUCUGGUGAACAUGCUGGAGAAGGCCACCUGCUCUGUGCGCUACAUCUCACGACACAUCCGCAAAGAGCACUUCAUCAGAGAGGUGGUCCAGGACUGGAAGUUUGUGGCUCAGGUGUUGGACAGGAUCUUCCUCUGGGCCUUCCUCACUGUCUCCGUGUUGGGCACCAUCCUCAUCUUCACUCCUGCUCUAAAGAUGUUCCUCAGCAACCCAUCUCCUCCAUCAGAUGUCUAGCUGGCGGCCUUGUUUGUGUUGAUGGGGUAAUAUCCUGUCUUGUCCUCAGUGCACAUUCCGCAUGUGAAGCAUCCCAUCUGAGAAGCACAAGCCACAAAUCUCACCAUCAGACUCACCAUUAGACUGGAGCAAACCCAGAUUUAUAUAAACUUAAAGAAACAAUACAUGAAAAAAUCUAAUGAACAUGAUUGGUCAAUAAGCAACCAUGUCAGUUAGAUUUUUUGCUCAACAUUUACUUUAACAUAGUAAAACACACUUUCUGCAUGAAAAAAUCAUUACGUGAAGAUUUGGGUAACACUUUACAAUAAUGAUGCAUUAAGUAACAUUGCUUACAAUACCAUUAUUAAAUGUAGUGUAAUGUCUCAACUAAUUAUUAGUUGUUACUAGUUAAAACCUUACUAAGCAUUGCAGUAUUUUUAUUUUAAUGUUUAUUUAUUUUUUCCAGAAUUAAUUGAGUUUAAAACAGUGGUGUCAGUCAAUAAAAAAACCCAAAUAAAUCUGAUUAAUCACAACAGUAUUCUGUGAUUCACUGCGAUUAAUUGCUUUUGUUCUUCUUAAAAUGCAAGUUUUUAUAGUGGAUAUUUAAAUUUAAAUAAAAGAAUGCAUGUAAGAAAUGUAAAAUGCAGUUAUAUUUAUAUUAGUGGUGUCAAUAAAAUACUAAUAUAUACUUGUAUGUUUGAGGGGAGAUAAGGCCAACGUAGAAUGCUGGCUUUUUACUUUGCUGUAAGGAUUGUGAAUUAGAACUUAAUUUGCUGAGUAUAAAAAUCUCAGGAAGUGUUUGAUAUUGCACACAUGCUUACAGUGGGAGGAUGACCAUUUAAAUGGCCUGGGGGAAAUAUGUAACGUAUUCAGUAAUGUGAACACUGUCUCUUUAAUAGCUCCUUACGCUAAGUACGCGGACACGUGUGUAGCUACAUUAAAAGCGCAUAGAACCAAUGUGUGUUUUGUGCUAUAUCACGGAGACCACUGGACCUACCUCCUUUCUUUUAUUUAUUUUAUCUAUAUUAGUAAUGGCAUAAAUAUGCUUUGCUUAUGUAUAAACUAAUAAAUGAGCAAAUGGAAUACCGGUGUUGUGCCGAAUUCAGCACCCCCGCCAGGAAAAGCACCCCCCUAUGGAGCACACACUCCCCGUCUUCUUGAUAAAAGCAUUUUAACUUUUCUUAGAAAUACAUUUCAAGAGGGGGUGCUUUUCCUGGCAGGGGUGCUGAAUUCGGCACAACACCGGCAAAGCGAGUGAUUCUAUCUGGGUCGAAGCUGGAAGUCUAAAACGAGACUGGCUUCUGAGCAUUACAACUGGACACUGCAUACUGGGGAAUGUGUCCUCUGUCAUUGUGUUGUUCAUGUUGGAGCUUUUCACUCGUUCAGCCACAAAAAAAAUAUCUGCGUGUUGGGGGGUAGAUUAUGACAGAAUAAAAAAAAAAUAAUAAUGUGUUACUGAUUCCAAAUUAACCACGUGUGUUACCGUUUUAACAUUGACAGCCCUAGUUUAAAAUGCUUAAUAAUGUUUAGUUAUGCUUAAUAAUGUCUUAACUGGUGUUAUUAAAUAAUUAGUUGUGGCAUUCUGCUGUAAGCACUGUUAAUUAAUGUAAUUAUAUUGUAAAUUGUUACCAAUAAUUGUUUUUAAAGUCUCACAACUGUGCAUGUUCUAUUGUUUCAGCAAUAAAAAUUAUUCACCACAGAUCUCUGACAAUAGAGUAAAUAAUGUUAUUAAAACUUGGCAUUAGGA
This is a messenger RNA of Astyanax mexicanus (Mexican tetra), 3305 nucleotides long. It is a transcript of the gene chrnb3b, whose product is annotated as cholinergic receptor nicotinic beta 3 subunit b. Bases 179 to 1579 code for a protein of 466 amino acids. The record is from RefSeq and is a predicted model, not a curated record. Gene Ontology annotation, cellular component: neuron projection; postsynaptic membrane; synapse. Gene Ontology annotation, biological process: signal transduction; monoatomic ion transmembrane transport; chemical synaptic transmission. Gene Ontology annotation, molecular function: transmembrane signaling receptor activity; acetylcholine-gated monoatomic cation-selective channel activity. NCBI's taxonomy places the organism in Eukaryota, Metazoa, Chordata, Actinopteri, Characiformes, Acestrorhamphidae. The transcript is spliced from 7 exons.